GUAAUUUAAAAGGAAACCAGACCUGAAUUUUCAGAUUGGCUCCACUGUCCUCACCAGCUGAUGAAGUUUGAGGUUUUAGUCUCAGGGCUACAGUUUUUUUUUUUUUUCCUCCCAAGCAACAGAGGGAGCAACUUUUUUUGAGGGUUUGCUCACCUCCCAAUGGAUCCAUUGCAAAAAUUUAACCCAACCUCGACCCAGGAGUCUUUUCCGAUGUCUGAAAAUGAAGAAAAUUCAGUGGACUCUCAUCCGGUCAGUUCAGAAAUGCUAGUAAAGAAACUUCAUGACUUGACUCUGAAUCCUUGUGCUAAAUGGCCGUCCCCUCUGCCAGAAGGUCCACGCCAACCACUGGACAGGAGUGAGAGGGUCUUACUACGGGAGGUCAGAAAGGGCUUUCCCAACAGGCGGCGAGGAGUCCGGACAUUGUUAUCUGCACGGAAAGAGCUUGUGGAAAAAUGGAGAUAUCUCCUAAGUGUAAGAUUUUCCCAGAUGAGUUUGUGA
Marmota monax (woodchuck) is the source of this 498-nucleotide messenger RNA. RefSeq names its product developmental pluripotency associated 3 (gene Dppa3). The coding region runs from base 160 to 498 and encodes 112 amino acids. The record is from RefSeq and is a predicted model, not a curated record. Gene Ontology annotation, cellular component: nucleus. The transcript has 2 exons. Lineage: Eukaryota; Metazoa; Chordata; Mammalia; Rodentia; Sciuridae. Gene Ontology annotation, biological process: epigenetic programing of female pronucleus.